UUUAACUUAGAGACGCAGUUGCCCUGCUGUCACAGUUACUCUUGGAUUCUACACAGUGCGGAUCUCUUCUUCACACUAUAAACAUGGAUCUGAAAGUGAUAGUAGUAUUCGCUCUGAUAACGGUCGCCCUUCAUGUCCCCGUUGCAGAUGCUAAGCCCAUCAGCCUGGUAGAGAGAUGCUGGUGCCGUUCCACAGUCAAUACAGUCCCACAGAGGAGCAUUCGUGAGCUCAAGUUCCUGCACACUCCCAACUGCCCGUUCCAAGUCAUUGCCAAACUGAAGAACAACAAGGAGGUGUGCAUUAACCCAGAGACCAAGUGGCUGCAGCAGUACCUAAAGAAUGCUUUGAACAAAAUGAAAAAAGGCCAACAACAGAGCUAAGAAUCUGCCAGAUGGAUUCUGACAGCCCACCGUCACAGAUAUGUACCAUAUAGUCCUCUGGCAUGCUUGCUGACUCAGCACUUAACCUGCCAUAUAUACUCCCCCAGUAAAGACUCAGCGAAAGACCACCAGAUCACUAUCGCCACCCAUAUAGUCUCCUCUGUUUGCGCCAAGUGCAAUUAUAUAUGUAUGACUGUGUUUUUAUACGUAUGAUAUGUAUAUAGAAUGUUUUUAUUUCUUUAUAUCCUUUCAAAACCAGUAAAAGAGAUAUUUUUGGAGUUGAGUUUGCUUGCUUGUCGCGCUAUGUUGGGGAAGGUUGUGCUGCGUGAGAUAAUGAGGUAAUUUGCGCAAACGUUGAAAACUCAGAAAGCUCCCUGUAGGUUAACCUUAGAUAUAAUGUAAAAACUCACAUGCCUAAAGUGUUUUUUGUUUUGUUUUGUUUGUUUGAUUGUUUUUACAAAAAUUAAGGGCAUUGAUCUUCAACUCCUUCAUGAUGUAUUUUACUCUCUCAUAAUUUAGAAAUCUAUAUCCGCGUAUGUUGCAUGUAAAAGUUAUAUGGCAUUAUUGAAAAAGAGUGAGACUUGUUUUUCUUCUUGGAAAGGCAGGACUUUGUCAAACAAACUAUUUAGACCUUACAUGAACCCAAACUGUUUUUAAUGACUUUGGGGAAUGUAAUUGGCUUUACUGGAAGGCGUUCACUGGGCAUUAGAGAGUUGAAUGCUUUUUGCUAUGUACUGUUGGCAUCAAAACAUCUGGGCUUGCAAAUGUUAAUCGACCGAUCAGUGUGUGCAUAAGAACUCUGCAUCAUAUUCAACUGGAUUAUGUAAUAAACGGAUAAAACAAAGACCGUUGUGCUCUAAAAUGAUCCAGUGAUAACAAAAUUAACCUGGGAAAAAUUUAUGAAAAUAGAAUUUACAGCCGAGUUCUACAAGUACAAAUAAGAAACCCAUUCAUUCAGUGACAACAGCUCAAUUUAAAAGCAUUAGGCAUGACAAUAUUUCAAAAAAUGAGUAGUAUUAGUGGAACAUAUAAGAUAGAACUUGGGACACAACUAAUUGACUUUAUGACUACCUCUAUACAACAAUGCACUUUAUAACCACUUUAUAAAAAGAACAGGUUUUGCAUUACGUCCACUAGUAAAUAGUUUUAGUGCCUAAUGUUUUCUAUGUUUAGAAGUAGUUAUGAUUGUAUUGCCAAAUGUAUUAAACAUUUGUAUCUUAAGCAUGAGAUUUUUUAUUUGGAGUAGCCUUAUCAUCAAAUCUAUAUUUUUUAUGGAUUAUUUGAUUAUUUUUAAGAAUAGUCAGAUUAUGCAUAAAGGUUAAACAACAACUGAGUAACUAACAUAAUCUUCCCAGUUUGUGAUAUAUAAUUACUUUAUACUCAGAGAAACAAAUAAAUAAAUGACAAAAAUUAUUACAAAAUCAUGCUGAUUUUUACAGAGAUCUGACCUUAAAAAUAGAGGCACAACAACUAUAUUGGCGAAGACUUUUCAAACCAACCACAAUGAAAAACAAAUAAUUUUAAGCACCUUAGUAUAUCUAUGAUUUCCCUUGGACUACUGUUUUGUCUAGGUAUUCUCCAACUGUUCCACCAGAGCCAAAAAAAUAACAAAGCAUGCCAAUGCCAUGUUCCUCUCAAAUAAAUUAGCGUAUGGAAUUUGUCUGUUACACUUCUAGCAAUUUGGUCACAUCUACCAAUUUAAUGUUGAGCCAUUAAAAGCACCAGGCCUCAUUUACAAACAGCCCACGGGCACACAAUAUAUAGGAAAAAAUAAUGCUUGCUUUAUGCUACAACUGGAGUCUGUGGACUGAAUGAGAGGUUUAGGCCUCUCCAUCAGUACAGCUAAAUUAAAAGUUACAACAAUCUGAUAAAUUAAAUCUCUCAAAAAUAUCAGCAGACAUCAUGUCUUGGAAACGCUCAUUACAAAUUCAUCGUGCACUCGUUUCAAAGGAGCCAUUUCAGAAUGUGGUUAAAAGUCAUUUUCUAUUAAUGAAUCGAACAGAAUAUUGAAUUGUGGGGUAAUCUCUGUCUUUGAUGUCAAAAUGCAUAUUCACAUUUCCUAUUUUCACAUAUUAAUAAAAAUGAUAACAAAUCAAUUUGUUAUUUGACAGUGAACUUAACUCUCGUUUUGAGCUUAGAGGCAAUUUAGAGCUGUGAUGACUGCAAUGGGUUGGACUGUUUUACCAUUUUGAUCAAAAUUCAGUAAUAAAUACUGUCAAUAACAAAACAUUUCACUCUCAAAUACAGAACAGAGCAAAUCCCUAACUUCCCAGUGUGGUGAUGUCACAAACAUUUGGCAAAAGUGAGGGAUCUAUGUUAUAGACUUUUUUUAGUUAUGCCAUUAAAUUACCAGUAUUUUGGAUACUGCAACAAAGUUGACUAUUUGUAGCAUAUACUGUCCUUAUACACAUUUUUCCACUUAAUGUGAAGAGUAUUUCUUUUGGAUAUGGCAGCUUACUACAGCAUAAAGCACAUAUGUUGUUCUUUCUUUUCUGAAUCUGUACAUUGGUUUGAUUAAGACCCUAAAAUGUAUAUUUUUUAAUAAAUCAUUAUGAUGAAAUCUUUAUGAAA
This is a messenger RNA of Xyrauchen texanus (razorback sucker), 2951 nucleotides long. Its product is annotated as stromal cell-derived factor 1-like. Gene Ontology annotation, cellular component: extracellular region. NCBI's taxonomy places the organism in Eukaryota, Metazoa, Chordata, Actinopteri, Cypriniformes, Catostomidae. Bases 84 to 380 code for a protein of 98 amino acids. Gene Ontology annotation, molecular function: chemokine activity; chemoattractant activity. The record is from RefSeq and is a predicted model, not a curated record. Gene Ontology annotation, biological process: defense response; induction of positive chemotaxis; chemotaxis. The transcript has 4 exons.